Messenger RNA from Rhinopithecus roxellana (golden snub-nosed monkey), 2517 nucleotides. RefSeq names its product zinc finger protein 165 (gene ZNF165). Gene Ontology annotation, biological process: regulation of transcription by RNA polymerase II. The record is from RefSeq and is a predicted model, not a curated record. NCBI's taxonomy places the organism in Eukaryota, Metazoa, Chordata, Mammalia, Primates, Cercopithecidae. The coding region runs from base 967 to 2424 and encodes 485 amino acids. The transcript is spliced from 4 exons. Gene Ontology annotation, molecular function: RNA polymerase II cis-regulatory region sequence-specific DNA binding; DNA-binding transcription factor activity, RNA polymerase II-specific.
UAUUUUCAGUAGAUACAGGGUGUCACCCUGCAAGCCAAGAUAGUCUCGAUCUUCUGACCUCGUGAUACGCCCGCCUCGGCCUCCCAAAGUGCUGGGAUUACAGGCGUGAGCCACCGCGCCCGGCCAACGUCAUUUUCUUUUCGGGAGUCCCCUCUGUUAUUUAGCGAGACACACUGCUACAAUGGAGAAAAAAGACGCCUCCUCCUUCAAGCCCUGAGAGCUUCAGGACUUUGGCGAAAAGUCUGCGCCUGAAGCGACCCAGGAAGGAUUCUUGGAAUCGUAGUCCAAAGGCAUCCCGUCUUCUGCGCAGACUCACAAGUCCCUGUGGACGGAAUCCUUGAAGUGUAGUGCCGCUCAGUCCUUCCACCGGAAGUGUCCGAUCGGAAUCAGCCCCGUCCGAGAGGUGAGUCCGGGUUUGGGGACCCAGACGUCCAGCCCCGUUUCCCCCUCCAAACAUCCAGUCCCUCUCAUAUUGCCUUUGAAAUUAGCAGCCUCUGGGUGACUAGACCUUGGACCUCAGAGGAAUCCCGGAGAAAGGUGGAACCAGCUUCGGCGUUGGGAGGGCAGGCGCGCUUACGUAUUUAGUAAGGGUUUGGCGGUCUCCAUAGUGACCUCCGCCGCGCGUGACGUCAUAGUGGAGCGCUGAGAGGGCGUGGUGGCGUGGGGUGGGGGCUGUCCUGCUGAUCCUGAAUUUGGGGUCACUGGUAAGAGGAGUCGCCCAUUCCAGCCAGGUGGAACGGGGAGGGGUGUCAAAUGUCUCGGAUCUGUCAUUGUCUGCCAAAAGAAACUGCUGUGACGACCAUCCCCAGUCCCCUGCUUCCCUUGGGAAGAGUAACUGCCCUUUUGUACGACACUUGGGGACAACCCUGGCUUGUCCUGAAAUUUAUCGACACGGUAAAUAGUAUUUCCUGUGUACCGAGGAUGCAGUGAAACCAACACUGACCUCCUACCCUUGAGAAACACAAGAUGGCUACGGAAUCAAAGAAAGCUGCAGCCCAGAACUCUCCAGAGGAUGAAGGACUUUUGAUAGUGAAGAUAGAAGAGGAAGAAUUUAUCCACAGGCAGGACGCUUGCUUACAGAGAAGUGAACUUCUUAAGCAGGAGCUCUGCAGGCAGCUUUUUAGGCAGUUCUGCUACCAGGAUUCUCCUGGACCUCGUGAGGCACUGAGCCAGCUCCGGGAGCUCUGUUGUCAGUGGUUGAAGCCGGAGAUCCAUACCAAGGAACAUAUUCUGGAACUGCUGGUGCUGGAGCAGUUCUUGACCAUCCUGCCAGGAGAUUUGCAGGCCUGGGUGCAUGAACAUUACCCAGAGAGUGGAGAGGAGGCAGUGACCAUAGUGGAAGAUUUGGAAAGAGGCACUGAUAAAGCAGUACUCCAGGUUCAAGCCCAUGAACAUGGAAAAGAAAUAUUCAGGAAAAAAGUGUCACCACCUGGACCAGCACUUAGUGUCCAGUUACAGCCAGUGGAAACCAAGGCCCAUUUUGAUUCAUCAGAACCCCAGCUCCUAUGGGACUGUGAUAAUGAGAGUGAAAACAGUAGAUCCAUGCCAAAGCUGGAAAUUUUUGAAAAAAUUGAAUCACAGAGAAUUACAUCUGGAAGAAUCUCAGGAUACGUAUCAGAAGCAUCUGGUGAAUCUCAAGACAUCUGUAAGUCUGCAGGCAGGGUAAAGAGGCAAUGGGAAAAAGAAUCAGGGGAGUCUCAGAGACUGUCAUCUGCCCAGGAUGAAGGUUUUGGUAAAAUCCUCGCCCACAAAAAUACAGUCAGAGGUGAAACAAUAAGCCAUGAUGGAUGUGAGAGGAGAUUAAAUCUGAACUCAAAUGAAUUCACACAUCAGAAAUCUUGUAAACAUGAUACCUGUGACCAGAGCUUCAAAUGGAACUCAGAUUUUAUUAACCCUCAAAGAAUUUAUGCUGGAGAAAAAAUUCACCAAUAUGGAAAAUCUUUCAAGAGUCCAAAACUUGCUAAACAUGCAGCAGUUUUCAGUGCAGAUAAAACUCAUCAGUGUAAUGAAUGUGGGAAAGCUUUCAGGCACAGCUCAAAACUUGCUAGGCAUCAGAGAAUCCACACUGGAGAGAGACACUAUGAAUGUAAUGAAUGUGGGAAGAGCUUUGCAGAGAGCUCAGAUCUUACUAGACAUCGGCGAAUUCACACUGGGGAAAGACCCUUUGGGUGCAAAGAAUGUGGGAGAGCAUUCAACCUGAACUCACAUCUUAUCCGGCAUCAGAGAAUUCACACCAGAGAGAAACCCUAUGAGUGUAGUGAAUGUGGGAAAACCUUCCGAGUGAGCUCACAUCUUAUUCGACACUUUAGAAUUCACACUGGAGAAAAACCCUAUGAAUGCAGUGAGUGUGGAAGAGCCUUCAGUCGGAGCUCAAACCUUAGCCAACACCAGAGAAUUCACAUGAGGGAAAACCUAUUAAUGUAAGGGACUUAAAUUUGUAUGUAAAUGCUGAGGAAAUGACACAAUAUGAAAAAUAUUAAAUAAAAAAUAAAUAUUGGGCAAGAUGAAAGACUGAAA